CGUAGGGAUCACGUGACGGGCAGGGCCGCCUCCGCCGCCGCCGCCGCUUUGUAAGAGGCACAUUGGCAGGUAACGAGCGGCGGUGGCGGCGGCGGCGGGUCCCGAGUCCAACGAGAGCAGCAGCGAUUUUGUAUUUUGUACAUAUAUUAUUUUGUAUAUUCUAUAUAUGAUGACUUCUGUGAGCAGUGAUCGUUGCCGAGGUGCUCGGGAAAAACCACAGAUGCCAACAGCACAUGCAGCACAAUCACAGAAACAGGUGGUACAGCUGUACAGACCUCUUGACACUUCUUGAGCUCAGCCUGGCAACAGCUGAACAGAUGCGGCUUGCUCAAGUGAUCUUUGAUAAGAAUGAUUCAGAUUUUGAAGCUAAAGUUAAACAGCUUAUGGAAGUGACGGGAAAAAAUCAGGAUGAAUGCAUAGUGGCUCUACAUGACUGCAACGGCGAUGUGAACAGAGCCAUCAACGUGCUGCUGGAAGGGGAUUCUGACACGACUUCAUGGGAGACUGUAGGGGGGAAGAAGAAGAAUUUUGGAAAAGAAAGCUCAGAAAACAAAGAAAACAGAGAGAAGAGAAUGGAGAGAGAAGCAAGUCGUGGACGGGGAAAUAACAACCGCAAAGGAAGAGGUGGCAGCCGAGGUCGAGAGUUCAAAGGUGAAGAGAAUGGAAUUGAUUACAGCCAAGGAGACAAGCCUUUGGAGCGAGGCAAGCGGGCCCGAGGCAGAGGAUUUGGACGUGGCAGAGGCAGAGGGGCAGGAAGGUUCUCUGCUCAAAGCAUGGGGACGUUCAAUCCUGCAGAAUAUUCAGAGUCCAUGUCUACAGAUGGCUGUGGGACAAAGUUGGUAGUUUGGGAAGCUGCUCAGAACGGUACAGAUGAGGACCCUGAAGGCGUAACAAAGCCUCACAGUAUAUCUCAGGAGCUGCCAAGUAAAAGUUCUUAUGGACUCAAAGGUGCCUGGAAGAAUUCUGUGGAAGAGUGGACACCAGAGGACUGGAGUGAAGAUCUCUCCGAAACAAAAGUGUUCACUGCCUCAUCUGUUCCAGCAGAGAACCAUGUCACGCCUGGGCAGAGCAUUGAUCUGGUGGCCUUGCUCCAGAAGCCUGUCCCUCCUGCUCAGGCUGCGGAAGUCAACUCCUUUGAAACGUCCCAGCAGCAGGGCUUUAGCCAAGCCCUUGUCUUCACAAAUUCUCAACACAACAAUCAGAUGGCACCAGGGACUGGCCACUCCACUUCUGCCAACACCUAUUCACCUCAGAGCUUGUCAUCCGUCCUUGGCUCAGGAUUUGGAGAGCUGGCCCCAUCAAAAACGGUGAAUAUCUCGAGUGCUCAGAUUUUGGACAAGUUGAAAGCACCAAGUUUGACCCCAUUUCCUGCCACUUCAAGUGCACAGCAGAGCAGUGCAUGCCCCCCAGCCACUACUACUUCCUGGGACCGCACGCCCUCAGCACCCCAGGCCUCAGUCCUCAAUCAUUUUGACUUCAAGUCUCAGCCGGAGCCAUCCCCAGUUCUUAGCCAGUUGAGCCAGCGGCAGCAGCAGACCCAGGCAGUCAGUGUUCCUUCUCCUGGUGUGGAGUCCUUUCCUUCUCGGGCAAAGCACGGAGAAUCAGCACCUAUAGAUGGGCCUUCUGCUGUCAACAGACUUUUGCAACUUCCUAACAUGGCUGUUGAAAAUAUUGUAUCUGCCCACCAACCGCAGCCCAAACAUAUUAAACUCCCUAAGCGUCGGAUACCUCCAGCUUCUAAGGUCUCCACUUCAGCAGUGGAAAUGCCUGGUUCUGCAGAUGUCACAGGGCUAAAUGUUCAGUUUGGGGCCCUGGAAUUUGGAUCAGAGUCAUCUCUGUCUGAGUUUGGAUCAGCAGCUUCAGCCAGUGAAAAUAGUAAUCAGAUUCCUAUCACCUUGUACCCGAAGUCUUUAAGUGACCCUUUGAACGCCUCUUUACCAAUGACUAGUGCUGUACAGAACUCUACCUACACAACUUCAGUCAUCACCUCCAGUCUGACCAGCUCCUGCUUGAGCUCCACUAGUCCAGUAACAACACCUUCCUCUUAUGACCAGAGCUCUGUGCAUACCAGAAUUGCACACCAGAGCUCUGCAAGCCCACCAGAUCCUGCUCCAGGCUCUGUGCUUAAUGGACAUGGUGGUGGCCGGAGUCAGCACACAGUAGACACUACUUCAUCCGCUCCAGCUCCAAACACGACAGACCCUCCUGCCCUCCCGCCUGUGGGAACCUUGCCCUGCCCCACCUCCUGUGCUGCUCCUCUGCCGCCUUCAGCCCAGCACACAGCCACUUCGCCCUCCUCGCCCCAGGCUGGUGACCUGUCCAGCAGCCCCCUUUCUCAGCUUAGCAGUUCCCUCUCCAGCCACCAGAACAGCUUGUCCUCUGCACAGGCAGCGCGUCCCCCAGGCACACCACACACUCAUGCUGCUGUGGAGAGUACCCCAUCCUCAGCCAACUUCUCACCAGCAGCAACCUCUGCCCCAAGUGUCCCGUCCUCGGGAGCCACCCUGCCUGGGAAUGUGAGCACUGUGAGCAGCCUGUGCCUGGGCGGGACCACUGGUAGUGUGCCCAGCAGCAGUACCAGGGCCACUGCCUUGGUGACCUCAGGCAAAGCACCUCCAAACUUGCCUCAAGGGGUGCCUCCCCUGCUACACAAUCAGUACCUCGUGGGCCCUGGAGGGCUGCUUCCUGCUUAUCCGAUCUACGGUUAUGAUGAGCUCCAGAUGCUGCAGUCACGGCUGCCGAUGGAUUACUAUGGAAUCCCCUUUGCAGCACCCACAGCCCUGGCCAGCCGAGAUGGGGGUCUACCUAAUAAUCCCUAUUCAGGCGAUGUCACAAAGUUUGGCCGAGGAGACUCCGCAUCCCCUGCACCUCCAACGACACCAGCUCAGGCACAGCAGAACCAGUCUCAGACCCACCACACAGCUCAGCAGCCCUUUUUGAAUCCUGCUCUGCCGCCUGGCUACAGCUAUCCCGGCCUGCCCUACUACACUGGCGUGCCCAGUGCCUUCCAGUACGGGCCCACUAUGUUUGUCCCUCCAACCUCAGCGAAGCAGCAUGGCGUGACCCUGGGCACUCCCCCAACCCCCUUUCAGCAGGCCAGCGGGUAUGGGCAGCACACUUACAGCACAGGUUAUGACGAGUUGACCCAGGGGACAGCGGCAGGAGACUACACCAAGGGUGGCUAUGGUGGAUCAUCACAGACGCCAAACAAGACGGCUGGCUGUGGGCCUGGCAAAGGAGUUUCUGUGUCUUCAGGUACCACUGGCUUGCCUGAUAUGACUGGUUCUGUCUACAAGACACAGCCUGCCCUCUGCCUUGGGCUCCACUGGACCCCUGGCCCCUGGAGCAGCCCCUGGCUACGCACCUGCCCCAUUCUUACAUAUCAUGCCAGCCCACCAGCAGCCCCACUCCCAGCUGCUGCAUCACCACCUACCACAGGAUGCUCCGGUGAGCGCAGUCAUGGCGGCAGCCUCCCCACCUUGGGCCUAGGGUUCUGUUCCAGCCUUUAUAGCCUUGUCUCCUCUUCUUCCUCAGAGUGGCUCUGGUCAGCGCAGCCAGCCCAGCUCCCUGCAGCCCAAGUCUCAAGCCUCCAAGGCCACCUACAGCAACUCUCCAUACUGGACAAACUAGACCCUAAAAAGGAGAGGGUGGGCCCUUGGGCAGGAGAGAACAGGUGGAGCACAUGCCUGGGAGCCCGGUGCCCUUCCUAGAAUUCUGAGACAUAACUCUGUCAGCUGAGCCUCUGUGGGAAGCCUGCCUCCCAGACCCACUGUUGUAUGUAAUGUAUUUAUGUAUGUAUUUGUAAAUGUGACAAACGCCUGGAGGAGCUGGGCUGUGCCUCUGGGUAGCAUACAACUGUGCUCUCCCAGUCUGGUCCAGACCCCCUUGCUGUAGCCAUGUAGGCCCCACCCCUACCCUUCUGCCUUGAGGCCUUCGUUGUGGCCCCAGCUCGGUGUGCCACAGAAGAACUGGAGGUUUGAGGAGUGGGGUCAGGUACCGAUGAAGAAUCACGACUUCUCUCACUCACUCCCCUGUCACUAGUUUUUCCUCUGUAAUUACUUCAUACUUGUGUUUUGAGAAACUGAUCCUUUUGUGUUUUGUCACGGUCCCUUUCCAACAACUCUUAAUCUGGGAAUAGCAGAGAUGACCCAUCCAACAUAAGCCUGUGCCUGUCUGCCUGCACACAGGGCAGGGCCUUCUGCUUUUGGUCUGGUCCUGUCCUAGGAACUUAAUUUUUCUUAUCAACUGUUUAAAAAAAUUUGAACUAAGUCUCAGAUAAUCAGCCAGUCAGCUCCCUUGUAAAGAAGUCAAAGAUCUGCUUCCACCUCAGUGAAGCCUGUCUCCAAACAAAGGCUCCUCUAUACCAAUUGUCCCGAACCAGGUGGACAACUGUUUUCAGGGUUUUCUCUCCCCUAAACUCCACCUAAUAAAGUUCUGAGAGCA
Molecule: messenger RNA, 4443 nt
Organism: Meriones unguiculatus (Mongolian gerbil)
Lineage: Eukaryota; Metazoa; Chordata; Mammalia; Rodentia; Muridae
Gene: Ubap2
Product: ubiquitin associated protein 2
Exons: 29
Coding region: 234-3710 (1158 amino acids)
Cellular component (GO): nucleus; cytoplasm
Molecular function (GO): protein binding
Source: RefSeq, a predicted model, not a curated record